Dendrobium catenatum is the source of this 1984-nucleotide messenger RNA. Its product is annotated as pentatricopeptide repeat-containing protein At1g10270-like. Lineage: Eukaryota; Viridiplantae; Streptophyta; Magnoliopsida; Asparagales; Orchidaceae. The coding region runs from base 68 to 1834 and encodes 588 amino acids. Gene Ontology annotation, cellular component: chloroplast. The transcript has a single exon. Gene Ontology annotation, molecular function: protein binding. The record is from RefSeq and is a predicted model, not a curated record.
UCAUGAGUAUUUCCUCAAUCACAAAAGGGUUUCACAAUCGUCCGGCACCAUCAUUAACGCUCUAAUCAUGCCCUUCUACCGCCGGCUUCUCCUCCACUUGGUCCGCUCCAAUGCCGGUGAAACCCCCACAUCCGCCAAAUCACGGCCUGCCUUCCUCUUUUUUACGUCCCGCCACUCCGCCUUCUCCUCCCUCGAAGAGGCCGCAGCGGAGCGCCGCCGUCGCAAGCGCCAACUUCGAAUCGAGCCCCCCACCCUCCGUGACUCCGGCGCCCCCCGCCCCACUCGCAACUCCAACUCCCCCCGCCUUCCCGACGCCACCUCCUCCCUCGUAGGUCCUCGCCUCAGCCUCCAUAACCGUGUUCAAACUCUAAUCCGCGCCGGAGAUCUCGACGCCGCCUCGGCCCAAGCCCGCCACGCCGUCUUCUCCCCCAUCAAACCCACCGUCUUCACCUGCAACGCCGUCAUGUCUUCCAUGCACCGCGCUCGCCGCUUCGACGAUGUCUUCGCCCUCUUCCACUUCUUCUUUGCCCAGCAAAACAUCAUCCCCAACAUUGUAUCCUACAACAUCCUCAUAAACGCUCACUGCGACGCCGGCCAGGUAAAUACAGCCCUUGAUUUAUACCACCAUAUCCUUCUCAAUGCCCCGUUCACCGCCUCCACUUACACCUACCGCUACCUCAUCAAAGGCCUAGUGGACUCCAGCCGAAUUGCUGACGCUGUCAGCCUCCUUCAGGAAAUGCUCAACCGUGGACAUUCCGCGGAUACUAUAGUCUACGACACCGUAAUCGCAGGUUUCAUCGAGCUGAAUGACAUGGAAAAGGCUAUUGAGCUAUUCGACGAGCUGAGAGAGCGGUGUCUCGUCUACGAUGGGGUAGUUCAUGCAACUUUGAUGAAGGGAUAUUGGAAGCUUGGAAUGGAUAAGGAAGCUAUGGAGUGCUACCAGUCAUUGCUCGACCGCCAGUUCAGGAUGCAUCCUGCGACCUGCAAUGUUCUCUUAGAGACGCUUCUCCAGCACGACAAGGUCACAGACGCCCAGCAACUAUUCGACCAAAUGCUGGAUGAGCACAAGCCUCCUGUUUUCAUGGGUAUAAAUGCAGAAACAUACAAUAUAAUGAUCAAUCAUUGCUUUAAGAAAGGGAAAUUUGCAGAAGCCAUUGAAGUUUUCAACAAUACGGGAUUAAAACCCCUGCCUAAGGAUCUAGGACGCUACAAUUACAUUAUUGGGAUGCUCUGCAAAAAUGGAAUGAUACAAGAUGCAGUUCAUCUGUUCGAAGAAAUGCUGAGCCAAGCCAUAGAACCUGAUGCUGCCACCUAUGGCUUCAUCGUUGAUGGAUACUUAAGGGAUGGGAGGAUUGAGGAUGCUAUGGUGUUUAUUGACAAGCUAGUGAUUGGUGGAGAGGCUGCAUUAAAGGCUGCUGUGGAAAUCUGCAACAUAAUGGUUGAUGAAUUGGUGAAGGCCGGAUGUGUGAUCCAGGCUAUGGAGGUGUUUAGAAAGAUCGGGGUGAGUAGUUCAAUGGCGAAUGCGGCUACCUACCAGGUUUUGAUGACUGGUUUGUGUAAAGUAGGGGACUUUGACGGUGCUCGGGCAUUAUUGGAAGAGAUGGUGAACUGUGGUGUUGUUGUUAGUAUUGAACUCCAGUCUUUUGUAUCUGAGAAUUUUGAGAAGGCAGGUCGUAGUGCAGAGGUAGAAUUGCUGCUUGCGUCUAGUGCUGCUGCUUCUCCUCAAGCUACUUCUGCUCAGUGCGUUGAGGGCAAGUUUGCUCCUCGAGCCAGCUCCCAACAGUUUUCAGGUGACAUUUUUGCUCCUUUGGCUAAUCUGCAGGCAGCAGCUUGAUUUAUAUAUAUAUAUAUAUAUAUAUAUAAAUCAGAAGCAGCAUUAUUUUGAUUUAUAAGAAAUGUACAAUCAAACGCUCGUUGGAAUUGGGGGUUAUUCCCAGCAUAUUCAUUGAUAAAAUUUGAUUACCCAAGUGAUUUAGUUUUUACA